Molecule: messenger RNA, 1998 nt
Organism: Didymodactylos carnosus
Lineage: Eukaryota; Metazoa; Rotifera; Eurotatoria; Philodinida; Philodinidae
Source: the annotation of a GenBank genome assembly
AUGUUUGGACGGGGAGGAAUGUAUACGCCUAGAAUGCAAAGUCCGUUUCCUAUGCACAAUCAAAUGCAACAACCAUUUACACAACAAACAAUGCAGCGCCCAAUACUUUAUAAUCCUAAUGUUCCUGUCGGACAAUCACAAUCAAGUGAAGCAUGUAUGUCACAAACACAACAGCCACAAACGGCACUCACUCCCAGUACAACAAUGAUGAUAGCAAGUACUCCCGGAGUAGUGCCACCGACCAAGGCGGAAAAUUCCGUCCAUUCAUCAGAAAGUCCCGUAAAACAAGGAACUAAUUCGGAAAAAAGUGUUUUACAGUUAUUAAAUGAAUUAGCCAAAUAUAAUAAGUUGACAGCAAAAUACGAUUUGAUUAAUGAACAAGGUCCGGCGCAUGCUAAACAAUUUGAGGUCCGUUUAACACUGGGUACUGAAACAUAUGUGGGUCUUGGAACAAGUAUCAAACGUUCUCAGCAAGCUGCUGCAGAACAAGCAUUAGCGAAUACAAAAUUAAAAAAGCAUGAAGCACAAACACAAAAUAAUCAACAAGUACAAUCAUCUCAACGAGGUAGACAUCAGGGACGUGGAAGAGGAGGACAUGGGAAUCAACAUGGACGACAACAACAACAGCCACAAAUGUAUCCAUUGAUGAGACAAUCAUUUGGCGGUGGCGGUGCAAAUAUGAUGAAUUUCACGCCACAGCAGCAACAACAACAACAACAAAGACUCCCAUCUCAUAUUACAAUGGGUUCCUCUUUCCAUUAUCAUCGUCAAGACUCGAAUCUAUAUGAUAGAAAAUAUGAUGAUUUUCAUUCGCUUAAACGACAUUUGACUGCCAAACAUGAUGAUAUCAUUGAAUCCGACAUGACAAUAGCAGCAAUUCAUAAACUAGUGGAAGAUAUUGAACGUGCACUUAAAUUAACAUCAGAUAAAAUGAUGGAAGAUAGCAAAGCAAAAAAUGAAAAAGUGACACCACGAUUACCCGAACAUGUGAAUUUGACUUGUGAAGAGCAAACAGAAGAUCCAACAGAAGCAUUUCGAAUGUUGAAAGGCGCCAUGAAAGUUGGCGUUUUAGCUAUGCGUGUAUUUUUGAAACGUGAUCGUGAAUAUAGUUUGGUUCUUAUCUGUGCAAAUAAGCCAACCAUAGAUCUAUUAACAAAGAUUAGCCAAGAAUUAACUUCUACAUUGAAAAUGUUAACUAGUGACAAAGAAGAAGUGUUGUAUGAUAUUCAAGCCAGUAUGGAUGAUGCUUGCAUCUAUAUCAAAUGUAAUCUUCUACCCACACAUCGAAUUCGUAUUAUGUUAACGUCGCCUGUUUUACGAGAUGAAAAUUUUGUAAAUUUAUCCGAUGAAGGACGUAUUGAAAUAAAUAAAUUGAAUCCGGAUCCUGUUGAUAUGUUAAAUAAAGUCAAAUGUUUGGAAGCUGCUGCUGAAAUUCGUCAUUCAAACUGGUUUACCGGAUGCAUGUUACAAAAACGUACUGAUUUAAUUAUUUUGCGUGUUUUACGUUAUAUGCAAUUUGAAUGUAAACAAUUAGCACAUUUAAAUUUAUGGUGUUUAGCUUUAUUAGUAGAAAAAUCUUAUAAACGACAUUCAUCUAACGUACAAACGUAUUCUCCACCCGCACAUGUAUUAUUCCGUAAUAUUUUCGAAUGUUUAAGUGGUGGUGUUUUGUUGCCAAAUGUUGGUCCUGGACUGUUUGAUCCAUGUGAAAAAGAUCCUGUCGAUGCAGCCGCGUAUUUAACACCUGAGCAACGAAAUGAAUUGACAACAUAUGCACAAUUUGUUCUUCGACAAUUAGCCUUUCAACAAGCGCAUAAAGUAUUAAAUAUUGAUUAUAUUCCUCCAACAUCAACUGCAACUGGUAAUCGAGAAAAUAUUGUUCCAACUACGGCUAUUACUGAUCUUUCAGCUGUAUCUGUAAUGGCUGCAAAUGAUGUACAAGAGACACCUAUCCCUAUGGAAUCAACUACAGAGUUUGCUCCAAUCUCCCCAGCAUAG